Molecule: messenger RNA, 585 nt
Organism: Ilyonectria robusta
Lineage: Eukaryota; Fungi; Ascomycota; Sordariomycetes; Hypocreales; Nectriaceae
Exons: 2
Coding region: 1-585 (194 amino acids)
Source: RefSeq, a predicted model, not a curated record
AUGCACAAUACACAUACAUGCAUAGAUACCGAUUCCGAGCCAGAAGCCUCGCAGCAGCAGGCGCCCAUGGUGAAAGCAAGUCGAUCACUUGAUCCAGUCGUCCCGGGAUCGGCUGCGUCACCCUUGACGACGGCACAGAGCGUGUCAGGGUCUAUCCAAGCCGUCAUCGUGCGGUGUGAGGUUGAGAAACGCAAAUUUCCGCCUUGGUCUACCAUCAGGAUCACGGAAGAUCACCCUGUCUUCUCGCGGCCUGUGCCUGACGUCCCAAGGCUCAUUGAGGUUCCGGUAGUCCUGUACCGGCUAGGCACUCAGUCCAGAAACCAGGCCGACCUUGACAAUCAGAUUGCCACGUACCUUAAUAUCGAUGCCGAUUCCGGGUUUGCGCUCCCGGAGUGGCAGUCAUAUGUUGGCACUAUUGUCGUUGCAUGUAAGGACAGGAAGUUGCUGCUGCCGCAGUAUCUUGAGGGCGUGUGGAUGUACUGCGAUUGCAUUCUAGACCUCUUUGGUGAGGGUGAAGGCGCGCUGCGAAUGCUGUACAGCCGAAAGGCCUUUGAAGAUUGGUGGAUGGGUUAUUGCGAGGAAUAG